GUUCGACACAGAAAAGGAAUCAGAUGGAUGUUAUUCACAGCUUUGGAGUGCUGGCUAUACAGCACCUACAGAACAACUAUAAGGAAUACCACAGGUUCCUCGGCUUCAUGUCGACAGUGGGUGACCCUCGUAAUAUCUUUUCUAUUUAUUUCCCACUCUGGUUCCAUCUCAGCCAUAAGGUCGGCACCAAGAUGAUAUGGGUGGCUGUCAUUGGAGACUGGAUCAAUCUUAUUUUUAAAUGGAUUCUGUUUGGACAGCGACCUUAUUGGUGGGUUCAUGAAACUCACUUGUACCACAACAGUUCAGUACCACAUUUGGAUCAGUUUCAUAUAACUUGUGAAACAGGGCCAGGUAGUCCAUCUGGUCACUCCAUGGGCUCAUCGUGUGUGUGGUAUGUGAUGAUCACCUCUGCGCUAAACUUGGCCAGACCUUCCACUGACUCUUCUGUCUGGAGCUCUCAAAGGUAUCGUCUCCUGAGAUCCUGCUUGUGGAUGGCUUUUUGGGUCAUUCAGAUAAGCGUUGGUAUCUCCAGGGUUUUUAUAGCAACACAUUUCCCACAUCAGGUUGUCCUUGGUCUUAUCAUGGGCAUGCUGGUUGCUGAGGUGUUUGAACACAUCCCUUCAAUCUGCAAUGCAAGCCUGAAAGUGUACCUCCAAGUGAAUGCUUUCCUCCUCUCUUUUGCCAUUUGCUUUUAUCUGCUCCUCAAAUUCAUGGACAUUGAUCCGUUGUGGUCAGUCACUAAAGCCACGAAGUGGUGUGCCAACCCAGACUGGAUCCAUCUUGACACCACACCUUUUGCUGGUCUGGUGAGAAACCUGGGAGCCUUGUUCGGUCUAGGGCUCGCAGUGAACACUGAAAUGUUCAUUCUGAGCUGCAAGGGGAAGAACGGCUGCAACACCACAUUUCGGGUCAUGUGCAUCGCUGCAACGCUCACAUUUCUGCAACUGUACGACUUCAUCAAACUGCCCACUCACACCGAGGCUCUGUUUUACAUACUGUCGUUUUGUAAAAGUGCUUCAGUCCCUCUUGGAGUGGUUGCUGUUAUCCCUUACUGUGUUCAUUUGCUGAUCAGAGAUGAGGACAGGAAGCUGGCAUAGAGAGUGGAUGAAAAAUAAAGUUGAGUCAUGUUGUUCCUAACAACUACUGAUUUACUUUUAAAUGUUGAAUGAAAGGUCUAAAGAAGUGAAUACACAGGACUUUUAUUCACACUUAUUGCACAGUCACAUAAGCACAGAAACUCCAAUAUAUGUUGAAAACGAGUUACAUAAUAAAGUUUGAUAUUCAUGUGUUUUGAUUUUUGUUGAUUUGAACAUGAGUGUUAUAUGUAGCCUAUCCAAGUUUCUUCUGUUUCUAUGUUCUUUGUUUUAGAUUCACAGUUAAACCAU
Molecule: messenger RNA, 1385 nt
Organism: Cololabis saira (Pacific saury)
Lineage: Eukaryota; Metazoa; Chordata; Actinopteri; Beloniformes; Belonidae
Product: glucose-6-phosphatase 2-like
Exons: 5
Coding region: 24-1097 (357 amino acids)
Biological process (GO): gluconeogenesis; glucose 6-phosphate metabolic process
Cellular component (GO): membrane
Molecular function (GO): glucose-6-phosphatase activity
Source: RefSeq, a predicted model, not a curated record